AUGAACAAUGAAGUGGAAAAUCAUGGAGGUUCAACAGAAACCGCACCGAAUAAGGAAUCAAAGAAAGGAUGGAGAAAGGUAUUAGAGAAGAUACGGAGUUGGUUGUCCUACAAAGACAGGGACAAAUGGUUGGAGGAUAUGAGAGGGAACUUGGGUUUAAUAGCGACAGUCAUCGCAACAAUGACAUUUCAAAUGAUUUUAAAUCCACCCGGUGGCGUUAUGUCGGCAAAUCCACCAAAUGCCGACAAUUAUGACAAAAUUUGUACUUUUGUCUACAAAGAACGUCUAUGUCCAGGUGAAGCUGUCUUAGCUGUUAGGGACUCUAGUGGAUAUCUUCGGUUCCUUAUUUCGAACACAAUUUGUUUUAUUGCAUCAGUAAGUGUUUGUCUCUUGCUGGUGAGUGGAAUUCCUAUGCAUCACAGGUUUCUUAUGUGGCUUUUAUCAUUAGGGAUGUGGGUCACUCUCACAAGCCUUGCUUAUUCUUAUUUAACAGCUGCGAUAAUGACCACCCCGGAUAGAGUUUAUUUUGAAGCUACCGAAGUUGUUAACAAAGUUUUUUUUACGUGGAUUGGAUUGUCGGCGUUUAUUGGUUUAUGCCAUACACUAAGGUUGGUUACUUGGGGAGUGAUUGUUCUCCUCGAAAGAAAUAAGAAGCCAAAAAGUACAAAGGAGACUCCGAUUUGCUAGUUUUUUAAAACUUCAUUACUAUGAGUCUUUAUUUGGGACGUCUCGACCAUAUAAAAUUAUGUAUGAACUUGUGUUUAUUACGUGGGAGCUAGUGCUAAUAAAUUAAUUAGUG
Molecule: messenger RNA, 799 nt
Organism: Medicago truncatula (barrel medic)
Lineage: Eukaryota; Viridiplantae; Streptophyta; Magnoliopsida; Fabales; Fabaceae
Exons: 2
Coding region: 1-687 (228 amino acids)
Cellular component (GO): plasma membrane
Source: RefSeq, a predicted model, not a curated record